This is a messenger RNA of Homarus americanus (American lobster), 6848 nucleotides long. RefSeq names its product myosin heavy chain, muscle-like. Gene Ontology annotation, cellular component: myosin complex. The transcript has 24 exons. Lineage: Eukaryota; Metazoa; Arthropoda; Malacostraca; Decapoda; Nephropidae. The record is from RefSeq and is a predicted model, not a curated record. Gene Ontology annotation, molecular function: ATP binding; cytoskeletal motor activity; actin filament binding. Bases 173 to 6010 code for a protein of 1945 amino acids.
UGGGUAUAUGAGAGCCACGCCCAGCACCCCCUCGUCAGUCGUGGUGUAGUGGGUGAUCGGGAGUGUCGUGUGACAGUGGCGGUGCUGUGAAGCUUCUUGAAAGUUCCAGGGCUGUUCUGCCGUACUGUGUGUCUGACUUGACUUCGACUGCUUCAAAACAUCAACCUUCAACAUGCCUGGCCAUAUUGCUAUGAAGAGCAGCGGGCCCGACCCCGACCCAACUGAAUUCCUGUACGUGUCCCUGGAACAGAAGCGCAUUGACCAAACCAAACCUUACGAUGCCAAGAAGGCCUGCUGGGUGCCUUGCGAGAAAGAGGGCUACGUCCUCGGCGAGAUUCAGGGCACCAAGGGCGAUCUGGUCACUGUCGGCGUGCCUGGUGGCGAAACCAAGAACUUCAAGAAGGACCUCGUCAAUCAGGUUAACCCCCCCAAAUAUGAGAAAUGCGAGGAUAUGUCCAACUUGACCUACCUUAACGAUGCCUCUGUCCUGUAUAACCUCAAGUGCCGUUACGUCACCAAACUCAUCUACACCUAUUCCGGCCUCUUCUGCGUUGCCAUCAACCCCUACAAGCGCUACCCUAUCUACACCAGCCGUGUGGUCAAGAUCUACCAAAGCAAGAGACGAAAUGAAGUUCCACCCCACAUCUUCGCCAUCGCCGACGGUGCCUACAUGGACAUGUUGCAGAACCACGAGAACCAGUCCAUGUUGAUCACUGGGGAGUCAGGGGCCGGAAAGACUGAGAACACCAAGAAAGUUAUCCAGUAUUUUGCCAGCAUCGCCAGGAAAAGUGAUUUUCAGAAGAAGGCGGUCAAGUUCUCGAGUGGCGGUAACCUGGAAGAUCAAAUCGUGCAAACCAACCCCGUACUGGAGGCCUUUGGUAAUGCCAAGACUGUGCGUAACGACAACUCCUCGCGAUUCGGUAAGUUCAUCCGUAUCCACUUCGGUCCGAGUGGCAAGCUGUCCGGUGCUGAUAUCGAGACCUACCUGCUGGAGAAGGCCCGUGUCAUUUCUCAGCAGACACUGGAACGAUCCUACCAUAUCUUCUAUCAAAUUAUGUCCGAUCAGAUCAAGACCAUCAAACCUGCGUGCUUGCUCUCCAAUAGUAUCCAUGACUACCACUUUGUGAGUCAGGGUAAAGUUACUGUGGCCUCAAUUGAUGAUGCCGAGGAAAUGCAAUUCACAGAUGAGGCCUUCGACGUGCUCGGCUUCUCGCACGAAGAAAAAGAGAACGUGUACAAGGUGACCGCCGCUGUGAUGCACUUUGGUGAGAUGAAGUUCAAGCAGAGGGGUCGCGAGGAGCAGGCUGAGGCCGACGGCACAGCGGAAGGUGAAAAUGUGGCGAAGCUCAUGGGUGUGGAAGGUGCUGACCUAUACAAAAACUUGACCAAGCCCAAGAUCAAGGUCGGUAACGAGUUCGUGACCCAGGGCAGGAACAAGGAUCAGGUGACGUACUCGGUGGGUGCCCUGGCGAAGGGUAUCUAUGAUCGCACCUUCAAGUGGCUGGUAAAGAAGUGUAACGUCACACUGGAGACCGGACAGAAGCGUGUCAUGUUCAUCGGUGUACUUGAUAUUGCCGGCUUCGAGAUCUUCGACUUCAAUGGCUUCGAGCAGUUAUGCAUCAAUUUCACCAACGAGAAACUACAACAGUUCUUCAACCAUCACAUGUUUGUCCUCGAGCAAGAAGAGUACAAGCGAGAGGGCAUUAACUGGGUUUUCAUUGACUUUGGCUUAGAUCUUCAGGCCUGCAUUGAGCUUAUUGAGAAGCCUCUAGGCAUCCUCUCCAUCCUUGAAGAGGAGUCUAUGUUCCCUAAGGCUACUGACAAGUCCUUCGAGGAAAAGCUGAAGACCAACCAUCUUGGCAAAUCUCCCAACUUCAUCAAGCCAAAGCCUCCCAAGCCAGGUCAAGCCGAGGCUCAUUUCGCCAUUGUUCAUUAUGCUGGCACCGUACCCUACAACCUCACUGGCUGGCUCGAGAAGAACAAGGAUCCCCUCAACGACACCGUCGUCGACCAGCUCAAGAAGGCUAACAACACUCUAUCUGUUGAAAUCUUCUUCGAUCACGCCGGCCAGUCCGGUGGUGCUGAUGUUAGCGGCGGCAAAGGCGGCAAACGCGCAAAGGGUUCCGGCUUCCAGACAGUGUCCGGCAUGUACAAGGAGCAACUAAAUAAGCUGAUGACCACCCUGAUGAGCACCUCUCCCCACUUCAUCCGAUGCAUCAUCCCUAAUGAAAUGAAGCAGUCUGGUGUGAUCGACGCUGCACUGGUCAUGCAUCAGCUGACCUGUAACGGCGUGCUUGAGGGUAUCCGUAUCUGUCGCAAGGGCUUCCCUAACAGGAUGGUCUAUCCCGACUUCAAGCAUCGAUACAACAUCCUCAAUCCUAAAGUAACCAGAAAUCUUGGGGAAGACUACAAACAAGCCACCCAAGAACUGCUCACCGAAGUGUCCCUGGAAGCAGAGAAAUACCGCAUGGGCCACACCAAGGUCUUCUUCCGUGCUGGUGUCCUCGGUGCUCUUGAGGAAAUUCGUGACGACCGCCUGGCUAAAAUCAUCUCCUGGCUGCAGUCCUGGAUCCGAGGCUACACCAGCCGCAAGGCAUACAAGAGGCUCCAGGAACAGCGUGUUGCCCUUAUUGUCGUCCAGCGCAACUUGAGGAAGUUCAUGCAACUCCGCACUUGGCCCUGGUACCGUCUCUGGCAGAAGGUCAAGCCCCUUCUCAACGUUACCCGCAUCGAGGACGAGAUCCGCGCUCUCGAGGAGAAGGCAGCAAAGGCUGAACAAAACUACGAACGUGAGGCUAAGCUUCGCAAGGAGCUCGAAGCUGCAAAUCUCGCUCUCCUCGAAGAGAAGAACAAUCUCAUGGUCGCUCUCGAAUCCACCAAAGGAAAUGUAUCCGAGUUCCUUGACAAACAGGCAAAACUUCAGAGCCAGAAGGCCGAUCUCGAAGCUCAACUCAAUGAAACCACAGAACGCCUACAGCAGGAGGAGGAAGCCCGCAACCAGCUAUUCCAGAAUAAAAAGAAGAUAGAUCAGGAAAUCAGUGGAUUAAAGAAGGAUAUUGAGGACCUUGAACUUGCACUUCAAAAGGCUGAGCAGGACAAGGCAACCAAGGACCACCAGAUCCGCAACCUCAAUGACGAAAUUGCCCACCAAGACGAGCUUAUCAAUAAGAUUAAUAAGGAAAAGAAACACCUUCAGGAAUGUAACCAGAAGACAGCUGAAGACCUUCAAGGUAUUGAGGACAAAUGCAAUCACCUCAACAAAGUUAAGGCUAAACUGGAACAGACUCUUGAUGAGCUCGAAGAUUCUCUUGAGCGAGAGAAGAAGCUGCGUGGUGAAGUUGACAAGGCCAAGAGGAAGGUUGAGGGUGACUUGAAACUGACACAAGAAGCCGUUGCAGAUCUAGAGCGCAACAAGAAGGAACUCGAACAGACUAUUCAGCGUAAGGACAAGGAAGUUUCAUCCCUUGCCUCUAAGCUUGAGGAUGAACAGAGUCUUGUUUCCAAGCUUCAAAAGCAAAUCAAGGAACUUCAGGCUCGCAUUGAGGAGCUCGAAGAAGAGCUCGAGCAUGAACGCCAGGCUCGUGCUAAGGCUGAAAAGUCAAAGGCUCAUCUUGGCCGUGAGCUUGAAGAACUUGGAGAGCGUCUGGAUGAAGCUGGUGGUGCCACAGCUGCCCAGAUUGAAUUGAACAAAAAGCGCGAAGCUGAGUUGUCCAAACUCCGCCGUGAUCUAGAGGAGUCCAACAUCCAGCAUGAAGGUGCUCUCGUUAACCUCCGUAAAAAACACAAUGAUGCCGUCGCUGAAAUGUCAGAACAGAUCGACCACCUCAACAAGAUGAAGGCCAGGGCGGAGCGUGAAAAGACAACACUCUCCUCGGAACUCAAUGAUGCUCGAUCUGCUGCAGAUAUUCUCAGUAACGAGAAGGCUGCUGCUGAGAAGAUGAACAAACAGCUCCAGCAUCAGAGCAACGAAAUCCAGUCUAAACUUGAUGAAGCCAACCGCACCCUCAACGACUUUGAUGCCACCAAGAAGAAACUCGCUGUUGAAAAUGCUGACCUCCUGCGCCAAGUUGAAGAAGCCGAAAGCAGUAUCGGCCAGCUAUCCAAACUCAAACUGUCCCUCACCAAUCAACUCGAAGACACCAGAAAGCUUGCGGAUGAUGAGUGCAGGGAACGUGCUACUAUUCUUGGAAAGUUCCGUAACUUGGAGCAUGACAUCGAUGGUCUCCGUGAACAACUUGACGAAGAAGGAGAAGCAAAGGCUGAUCUCCAGCGCCAGCUUUCCAAGUCCAAUGCAGAGGCCCAGAUGUGGCGUGCUAAAUACGAGUCAGAGGGUGUCGCCCGUGCUGAAGAGCUAGAGGCUGCCCGCUUGAAACUUGCUGCCCGCCUUGAAGAAGCUGAACAACAGAUUGAACAGCUCAAUGUCAAGAACAUGAACCUUGAAAAAACCAAGCAGCGCAUCUGCACUGAGCUUGAGGAUAUGCAAAUUGAGGUUGAACGUGCCCAGACUCUCGCUAACGCUGCUGAAAAGAAACAGAAGAACUUUGACAAGAUCAUCUCCGAAUGGAAGAUGAAGGUUGAUGACCUCGCUGCUGAGCUUGACGCUUCACAGAAGGAAUGUAGGAACUACUCCACUGAGCUCUUCCGCGUAAAGGCCGCAUAUGAGGAGAAUCUUGAGCAACUUGACUCUGUUCGUCGCGAGAACAAGAACCUUGCUGACGAGAUCAAGGACCUGAUGGACCAGAUAGGCGAGGGUGGACGAUCCAUUCACGAGAUCGAAAAGAACCGCAAACGCCUUGAAAUUGAAAAGGAAGAACUCCAAGCUGCUCUCGAGGAAGCUGAGGCCGCUCUUGAACAGGAAGAGAACAAGGUGCUCCGUGCUCAGCUUGAGCUCAGCCAAGUUAGGCAAGAAAUUGACAGGCGCAUCCAGGAGAAGGAAGAGGAGUUUGACAACACCCGUAAGUGCCACCAGCGCGCCAUCGAUUCCAUGCAAGCUUCCCUUGAGGCUGAAGCUAAGGGCAAGGCUGAGGCUCUUCGUAUGAAGAAGAAACUCGAGUCCGACAUUAAUGAGUUAGAAAUUGCUCUUGACCACUCCAACAAGGCCAAUGCAGACUUGCAGAAACACAUCAAGAAGCUUCAAGGAGAAAUGAAGGAGCUCCAGACUCGUGUGGAGGAGGAACAGCGUCUCGCCUCAGAGUACCGCGAGCAGUACGGAAUUUCAGAGCGUCGCGCCAAUGCUCUUCAUGGAGAGCUUGAAGAAUCUCGCACUCUUCUUGAGCAGUCCGACCGUGGUCGUCGCCAGGCUGAGGCUGAUCUUGCAGAGGCCACUGACCAUCUCAAUGACCUCAAUGCACAGAACGGAUCUCUCACCAUGGCCAAGAGGAAGCUCGAGGGAGAGCUGCAGACAUUGCAUGCUGAUCUUGACGAGAUGCUGAAUGAGGCCAAGAAUUCCGAGGAAAAGGCCAAGAAGGCUAUGGUUGACGCUGCCCGCCUUGCUGACGAGCUCCGCGCCGAACAAGAACACGCACAGAAUCAAGAAAAGAUGAGGAAGUCUCUGGAAGUCUCUGUUAAGGAGCUCCAGGUUCGCCUCGAAGAAGUUGAGGGUAAUGCAAUGAAGGCUACCAAGAAGGCUCUUGCCAAGUUGGAGAGCCGCGUCCGUGAACUGGAAACCCAGCUCGACGACGAGGCUCGCCGUCAUGCUGAUGCCCAGAAGAACCUGAGGAAGUGCGAAAGGCGCAUCAAGGAGCUCACCUUCCAGUCUGAUGAGGACAAAAAGAACCACGAGAGGAUGCAGGACCUUGUCGACAAGCUCCAGCAGAAGAUCAAGACCUACAAACGCCAGAUCGAGGAGGCUGAAGAGAUCGCUGCCCUCAACUUGGCCAAAUUCCGCAAGGCCCAGCAGGAGCUGGAGGAAGCUGAGGAGCGCGCUGACAAUGCGGAACAAGUCGCUAGUAAGGCAAAGGCGAAGGGACGUGCCGGUUCUGUGGCCCGAAUGUCCCCCCAGCAGCUCUAAGUACCAACUUAGUGACAUAGUCCCCUCGGCCGCAACAUGCUCAUGUAGAGGAUGACCCAACAACCUGCCGACAUCGACAAGUAACACCUGUGGCUCGGUACUAUGUUCCUGGUGAACAUAGUGCCAUCAUAACACCCUUGUUACCACAAAUUACACUAUCCCUCAAUAUUUCCAUCCUGAUCAUUGUUUAUCAUCUUUUUAUCAACUAAUUCUCUUUUUUCUUCCUUCUUGUUGUGUAUCUGUAUGAGGCUUUAUAAUCUUAGUACGGGUUAUUGUAGUAUCACAAGGAGAUGAGGAGCGGUUGACCGGGAGUAAUAUUGUCCCAUAUUAUUACCUGUACAGUCACUCGAUGCCCAUCCUACCGAGUCGAAGCGAUGAAGUCAGACACACACUAACAUGAAACAGCUCGGGUAAUAAUUGUCACAUGUUACUUCCUUCACCCACUCGAUCAGGCUAUGUUAGUCUCCAGCCACUACAUGCCAAAACCUAAUACAAUCAACCAUACUGGGGAUUAACCUUCCAGAGGGGGUGAGUCCUAACGCGGCCGUGGGUUACAUCAAUAAUAUACUGUAGAGGGAUACGUGGUGACGGGCCAUGGGGUAACACACACCAAAUUGGACCUUUUUUUUCCCACUGUACUUUCACCUAGUCAAUACCAACCACUGCUGACCAUUCAUCAUUAUUGCUUAACAGGGAAAGAAUAUUUAAUGUGUGGAUUUGUUUAGCUUAGUUCACACCCGAGCUCAUUACUUUAAUUCCUUGUGUACUACAAAUGUCGCAAAGUGUAUGUAUGGAUCUGUAACAGAAUAUAUUGUAUUAAUAAAUAUAUGGCUGGGAA